Messenger RNA from Athalia rosae (coleseed sawfly), 1443 nucleotides. Its product is annotated as U11/U12 small nuclear ribonucleoprotein 48 kDa protein-like. The transcript is spliced from 5 exons. NCBI's taxonomy places the organism in Eukaryota, Metazoa, Arthropoda, Insecta, Hymenoptera, Athaliidae. The coding region runs from base 50 to 1327 and encodes 425 amino acids. The record is from RefSeq and is a predicted model, not a curated record.
ACCUUUCGGCAUUCUUAUGUGAACUCAGUGUAGGAAUAUGGGAGCUUGAAUGGUGUCUGUCACCAUUCACUAUAAGUCUGAAUUCGUUGCUAUUCACGCUAUGUCGAAAAAUGAUCAGGACCGAGAAAAACAGCUCCAAGAAUUAGAUGGUUUUGUUGAAAUGACAUACAAACGGGUUAAUAAUGUCGUAUCAACCUUUGGAUGGUCUUUCGCGAGUGUAUCCAAUCAAAUUCACUCUACAGUUAUCUGUCCAUUUGAUAAUCUCCAUCGAAUACCAGAAAAAAGUCUCCAGAAUCAUUUGGACAACUGCCAAUGGAAAGCUGAAGGAUAUUCAGAGCAUGAGCCGCCUCUGUCAGAACCAUCUAUACUUGGCAAUAGCUCUUCCUCCAUAAAAUUCGAUGAACAGCUACAGGAUAUGGUGUUGCUGAAAGCUCGCCAAGACAAUCCAUUAUUAAACACAGCUGGAGUGGGUAACAGAUUAAUUCCACGCACAUCGGACAGACUCAUGGCGAGCUUCACUAGCGACGAGAGAAAGACUAUCUACGAUUAUGUGAUAGCAAACACUGUUAAGCAUGAUAUAGGAGAUGACAUUGCUGACAUGAAUCAUCUAUCGCAAAAAGACGGAAAUCACCCAAAGAUAUCUCUCCUGGAAUUAUUGGCCCAGGAACGUAAUCUAAAACGGCGACGAGCCAAACAUCGAGGUGUACACACAAACAAGAAGUCUCAGGUAGAAAUUCUGCGUGAGGUAAUCAACCAGCAAAUGGAAAUGUAUGAAGAAUAUCUUGGAGGUUCAUUGAUAAAGGAAGAGCCGAAGUCUCCCGAGACAUCGGAGGCCGGUAUUCGAGAUUUUCCAACUGAUCGCUACUAUCGAAAACACAAUCAGUUCAAAACGGUUAGAAAUCGUGAAGUUGACUGGCAAAGGAGUUUAACUGCGAGUGAGAAGCCCUUUGACCGUGGAGUUAAUACUAAACCGUUUUACCCUGAGGAAAAACCAUCCCUAACGGAUAGUAAAAAGAGGGAAAGAUCCAGAUCCAGGGAUGAUUGCAGAAAAAAACAUCACUCGAAGCACAAAAAAGGUAGAUCUAAAGAACGGAGUCGUCGUGAAGAUUCCCGAGAAAGACACCGUCCAAAUGAUAAAAGAACUUGGUCCAGAAACAAAGAGUAUGAAACAGACGAAACUAAGCAUCGAAGAAAACGGCACAGAUCAGGCGAACGAAGUAACAAUAAACAUGUCGAACGUUCAAGGCGGCUUGAAGACAGUGAUAACAAUUAUUACAGAGCACAUCGAAAACAAGGAACUGAUAGGAUUAAAAAAAGAAACCAUUGAUAUUAUGUUUACACAUAAACCUAUUACACAAAACGUAAAAUUAAUAUUCAAUCAUAUCUACAGCUGUAAUAUCAUCAUUUUAUUGCUACUCAAAAUUAAAGAAUAAUUCACUGAAA